AAUCAGAUUGGGACAUCUGUUCCGAGCCGAGAGGCGAGAGGGGUUGCAUGAUUUCAGUGAAACGGCACUAAGGGGGAGUCAGCAGUUGCUACAAGCCGAAGAGCUGUCAAGGCGACUUAAUAUUACUUACUUUGUUACUUUUUUUUACGGUCGUUUGACGGGGUGUGCUCGUCGCCAUGACUGCCUUGUCGCUGCUCUUUUUGGCCGUGUCGGCCGCUUCUGUCCUGGCUGAGUCCACUGUGUAUUUUCGAGAGCAAUUUGAAGACGGGGAUGCCUGGAAGAGUCGCUGGGAGGAAUCAAAACACAAAACAGACUAUGGCAAGUUUGUCCUGACUGCAGGGAAGUUCUACGGCGAUGCAGAGAAAGACAAAGGUUUGCAGACGAGCCAGGAUGCCCGCUUCUACGCGCUGUCCUCCCGCUUCGAUGACUUCAGCAACCAGGGCCAGCCUCUCGUCAUCCAGUUCACCGUGAAGCAUGAACAGAAUAUCGACUGCGGAGGUGGAUAUGUCAAAGUGUUCCCAUCAGACCUGAAACAGGAGGAGAUGCAUGGAGACUCCGUCUACAACAUUAUGUUUGGUCCUGAUAUUUGUGGCCCCGGCACAAAGAAAGUCCAUGUGAUCUUCAACUACAAGGGAAAGAACCAUCUGGUUAACAAAGACAUCAGGUGCAAGGAUGACGAAUUCUCACACUUGUACACGCUGAUCGUCAACCCUGACAACACGUACGAGGUGAAGAUAGACAACAAGAAGGUCGAGUCCGGCAGCCUUGAGGAUGACUGGGACUUCCUGCCGCCCAAAAAGGUUAAGGACCCCGAAGCCAAGAAGCCAGAAGACUGGGAUGACAGAGAGAAGAUCCCCGAUCCUGAUGAUACCAAACCAGAGGGCUGGGACAAGCCUGAGAACAUUCCAGAUCCCGAUGCCAAGAAACCAGAUGAUUGGGAUGAUGAAAUGGACGGAGAGUGGGAGCCUCCCAUGAUCGCUAACCCGGAGUACAAGGGUGAAUGGAAGCCCAAAGAGAUCAACAACCCUGCCUACAAGGGCAAGUGGGUCCACCCUGAGAUUGACAACCCGGAAUAUACUGCAGAUUCUGAGAUUUACAAAUAUGACAGCAUUGGUGUGAUCGGACUGGACUUAUGGCAGGUCAAGUCAGGCACCAUCUUUGACAAUUUCCUGAUCACCAACGACCCCAAACUGGCUGAGGAAGUCGGCAACGACACAUGGGGCAAAACUAAGGAUGCUGAGAAGAAGAUGAAGGAUAGCCAGGAUGAGGAGGAGAGAAAGAAGCGCGAGGAAGAAGACAAGCAGAGGAGAGAUGAAGAAAAGGAUGAGGAUGAUGAGGAAAAAGAUGAAGAGAAGGAGGAGGAUGAUGGAGAGGAAGAGGAGGAAGAUGAGGAGGAGGAGGAGGAGGAUGAGGAGGGAGAAGAGGACACAGAGUCCCCCCUUAAGGAUGAGUUAUAAUAUAUACCAUUUCAAGGCAAGGAGCAGUUUCUAAAGAACAGACUGUCUAUGAACCACUGGAAGCAGGCUGUAGAAGACUCGCCCAGUGGGAGGAGUUUUGUUUGUUUACAAUUUAGCGUCAAAAUAUCAUGAUUGGAAUUCGAGAUAGCAGAGGUUUUCAAAGUGUUACAAACAAUCUGUGCCCGGUCUCUAUUACAAAAAAUCAUGUCUUAAGUUAAGUUAACUUAAGUUAACAGAUUUGAAAGGCUGUUUAAAAAAAGCUGCUGUGUUUCCCAGGGGAUGCCUGUUUCACACUUUGAAAACCGCUGCUCUAUAUAAUUACUUGUGUUAACCUAAUAAUAAUAAUAAUAAUAAUAAUAAUGACGAUGGUAAUAGAAAUAAGAUUACAAAUGAAGAUGUCGUCAUGAAUGUCAAGACUAGAAAAUCCAACCAUAUUUCAGAUUGUUUUUUUUUUUGUUUGUUUGUUUUUGUUUUUUUGCAGUUUCUACCCUCCCGAAAUGUGUAAGGAGUUGUUUGCGUGUGUGUGUGUAUUGUCAUAACUUGGGCUGUUAGGGAAUAUACAGGGUUAUUUAAAAAGAAUGAACGGAUUUCGUGAUGCACGGCUUCAUGUCUCAAGCAUGAUCAUGGAAUGGAUCAGUAACCAUUUGAAAGAGUUUUGGAAAACAUAAACAUGGAAUUACUACAGCAAUCAAGCCAGUGGAUGGUGAUAAAUGUAUACACGUCUGGAAGGAAUUCUCUUAUUGCGUUGAUGUUGCCAGUGCUGCACGUGAUGGCCACAUUGAACGCUUUAAGACAGGAAAUAACACUUGACUGCUGAUUCAUUCUUUUUGAAUAAUACUGUGUGAUGUUGACACAUAUUUGCCUAGUGGAGGCUUUUGUUUGUAAAAUAUUUGAUUUCUUAUGUAUUCCUUGUCUUGUAAUGCUGUUUUUUUUUCAUGCUUUUGUCAGUCCCCAAUGUCAAAGCCCACUCAAAAUGGUUUAUAGUAGAAAUGAUCUCAACUAAAUUUGGGCAUUGGAACCUCUCCAGUCAAAUGCUGUUAAAGUCAACUUGCCUAUUUUUGCACUGUACAGUUACAUUUGUGCACAUAUAGUGUCAGUGUAGUGAUUGAAUGGAUUUAUGAAGCACUCCGGUAGCAGGAACGCUUUUUAGGCUUACCACUCAUUGUUUGGUGUGUACACAAUUCAACUGUCCUCAGUACCCAGAAUGCCUAAAAAGGAUAAGCGCUAAUCUUUUUUUUGUUUUUGUAAGACAUUUUGUACUAAUACUGGUGGUAAAAUGAACGUUCAAAGAUUUGUCAUUGCAGUGCAAAAUAAAAAAAAGACAGUUCUGUCCCAAUAAAAAAACAGAGGAA
Doryrhamphus excisus (bluestripe pipefish) is the source of this 2809-nucleotide messenger RNA. RefSeq names its product calreticulin. Gene Ontology annotation, biological process: protein folding; ERAD pathway. The record is from RefSeq and is a predicted model, not a curated record. Gene Ontology annotation, molecular function: calcium ion binding. NCBI's taxonomy places the organism in Eukaryota, Metazoa, Chordata, Actinopteri, Syngnathiformes, Syngnathidae. Gene Ontology annotation, cellular component: endoplasmic reticulum; endoplasmic reticulum membrane.